Molecule: messenger RNA, 2595 nt
Organism: Bombyx mandarina (wild silkworm)
Lineage: Eukaryota; Metazoa; Arthropoda; Insecta; Lepidoptera; Bombycidae
Gene: Stt3B
Product: catalytic subunit 3B of the oligosaccharyltransferase complex
Biological process (GO): post-translational protein modification
Cellular component (GO): membrane
Molecular function (GO): dolichyl-diphosphooligosaccharide-protein glycotransferase activity
Source: RefSeq, a predicted model, not a curated record
UGUCCGUCCCGUCAGUUAGCCAAAAAGUCAAUCCACUUCGGAAUUGAAUUGUUGGGACUGAUGUAUGAAAAUACUAGUUUAGUGAAUAUUUAGAAAAUUUAUUAAUACUUCUGGGGAGUAGGAUGCCGUCCACUACUGAGACCCUUCCCAGUAAUGGGCGCAGCAAGGGGCUAUUUCAAAAUACGGCGGGUUUGAGUACGCUCAUCACUGUAACUGUCCUGACACUGGCUUGGUUGGCCGGUUUCGCAUCCCGGCUUUUCGCUGUGAUACGUUUUGAAAGUAUAAUUCAUGAAUUCGAUCCUUGGUUCAACUACCGGUCUACAGCGUAUAUGGUUCAGCACGGUUUCUAUAAUUUUUUGAACUGGUUCGAUGAGCGUGCUUGGUACCCACUGGGACGUAUCGUGGGGGGUACGGUGUAUCCUGGUCUAAUGAUCACUUCAGGCACUAUACAUUGGAUACUGCAUGCUCUCAACAUACCCAUUCAUAUCCGAGACAUAUGUGUAUUCCUUGCCCCAGUAUUCAGUGGGCUCACAGCAAUUGCAACGUACUUAUUGACUUCUGAACUAUGGUCGCGUGGAGCUGGGCUAUUUGCUGCCUGUUUCAUAGCUAUAGUGCCAGGUUACAGCAGUAGAUCCGUUGCUGGGAGCUACGAUAAUGAAGGAAUUGCUAUAUUUGCAUUGCAAUUCACAUAUUACUUGUGGCUGAAAAGUGUUAAAAGUGGGUCCGUAUUCUGGUCUAUUUGCACUGCAUUGUCAUAUUUUUACAUGGUUUCAGCAUGGGGCGGAUACGUAUUCAUUAUCAAUUUGAUACCUCUUCACGUCUUUGUUCUUCUAAUAAUGGGACGUUUCUCGCAGCGUCUUUUCGUCAGCUACUCAGUUUUCUACAUUAUUGGCUUAUUGCUGUCCAUGCAGAUUCCCUUUGUUGGGUUUCAACCAAUACGUACCAGUGAACAUAUGGCAGCGUCAGGUGUGUUUGCAUUGUUGAUGGCCAUCGGAGCCCUAAAGUACCUGCACAGUCUGAACCCUAAAGGACAAUGGAAACAACUGCUCAUCUUGGGCGGUAUGCUGGCCGCGGGACUCGUGUUCCUGGCUGUGGUGCUCCUCACAUACAUGGGAGUCAUUGCACCUUGGAGUGGAAGGUUUUAUUCACUCUGGGACACGGCAUACGCAAAGAUUCACAUUCCGAUCAUAGCGUCCGUAUCCGAGCACCAGCCGACGACGUGGUCUUCAUUUUUCUUCGAUCUGCACGUGCUCGUGUGCACGUUCCCGGUCGGUCUGUGGUACUGCAUCAAGAAUGUGAAUGAUGAGAGAGUUUUCGUUGCUCUGUAUGCCCUGAGUGCGGUGUAUUUCGCCGGUGUGAUGGUUCGUUUGAUGUUGACCCUGACGCCCGUAGUGUGCGUGCUGGCCGGCAUCGCCUUUUCCAUUCUCCUAGACUUGGCCUUAAGAGAGGACGAAGUGCCUGAACAAUCCCCGGACAGUGAAGAGUCUAAGAGUCUCUAUGAUAAAGCCGGUAAGGUAAAGAAGCGUACACUUGAGGCCGCGCCCAAUGCGGACACCGGCUUGGGCAUGAACGUGCGCUCAGGAACGCUCAUAGCCUUCAUGAUCCUGCUGAUGUUGUUCUCUGUGCACUGCACCUGGGCGACGUCUAACGCUUACUCCAGCCCUAGCAUCGUUCUGGCCAGCUACGGCAAUGACGGGUCACGUAAAAUCUUAGAUGACUUCCGAGAAGCUUACGGUUGGUUAUCGCAGAAUACAGCAGAAGACGCAAGGAUUAUGUCUUGGUGGGACUACGGGUAUCAGAUAGCGGGAAUGGGUAACAGAACAACCCUGGUCGACAAUAACACCUGGAACAACUCUCACAUAGCACUGGUCGGGAAGGCGAUGGCGAGCAACGAGUCCGCCGCCUACAGCAUCAUGACGAUGCUGGACGUUGAUUACGUGCUCGUUAUAUUCGGGGGCGCGAUCGGGUACUCCGGAGACGACAUCAACAAGUUCAUAUGGAUGGUCAGGAUCGCUGAGGGGGAACAUCCUAAGGACAUACACGAAGUUGACUAUUUCACUGAAAGAGGAGAAUACAGGAUCGAUUCUGAAGGAUCAAAAACUAUGUUGAACUGUUUGAUGUAUAAACUCUCGUAUUAUAGGUACGACAGUGGGGGAAGCCCUCCCGGGUAUGACCGUACGCGCAGUGCGCUGCCCGGGAACAGAGGGUUCAAACUUACCUACCUCGAGGAAGCCUACACCACCGAGCACUGGCUCGUCAGGAUAUACAGGGUGAAAAAACCAUCUGAGUUCAAUCGUCCGCGUUUGUCACUAGCAAAAAGGAAAAUUUCAACAAGCAAUACCAUUUCUAAGAAGACUUCAAGAAGAAGAAAAGGCGCAUUGAAGAACAAACCUACAGUCGUGAAGGGAAAAAAGGUCGGUAAACUGGAGUGACACGGUCCGGCGACACCAGCGCCCCCACACGAGCGCGCGGCGCAAAUAAUCUCAUAUCAGUGGUAAAACUGCAAGUUUUUUGUACUGUGUAAUAUUAGUUAAGUGUACGGUUUCGUAUUUCGCAGAUUUUUUUUUUAAAAGCUCAAACUCUUAUCACGUCACU